Molecule: messenger RNA, 938 nt
Organism: Otolemur garnettii (small-eared galago)
Lineage: Eukaryota; Metazoa; Chordata; Mammalia; Primates; Galagidae
Gene: DTD1
Product: D-tyrosyl-tRNA deacylase 1
Exons: 6
Coding region: 180-809 (209 amino acids)
Biological process (GO): tRNA metabolic process
Cellular component (GO): cytoplasm
Molecular function (GO): D-tyrosyl-tRNA(Tyr) deacylase activity
Source: RefSeq, a predicted model, not a curated record
UAUAGCGAGGCCUGGAGUGGGCGUGGCCAACGUGGAGUGGGCUGUAGCGGACCCUGUCGGACCCACCGUCUGUGCGCGCUUCCGGGUGUCACCCCCAGAGGGCGCCGUCCGCGGAGCCGUCCGCACAGUUUCGAGGCCGUACCGAGCGCAGCGCCGCCCCACUCCCCCCAGCCGCCGCCAUGAAGGCCGUGGUGCAGCGCGUCACCCGGGCCAGCGUCACAGUCGGAGGAGAGCAGAUAAGCGCCAUUGGACGGGGCAUCUGUGUGUUGCUGGGUAUUUCCCUGGAAGAUACGCAGAAGGAACUGGAGCACAUGGUCCGAAAGAUUUUGAACCUGCGUGUGUUUGAGGAUGAGAGUGGGAAGCACUGGUCGAAGAGUGUGAUGGACAAGCAGUACGAGGUACUGUGUGUCAGUCAGUUCACCCUGCAGUGUGUGCUCAAGGGGCACAAACCCGACUUCCACCUGGCAAUGCCCACGGAGCAGGCAGAGGGCUUCUACAACAACUUCCUGGAGCAGCUUCGCAAGGCAUACAGGCCAGAGCUCGUCAAAGAUGGCAAGUUUGGUGCCUUCAUGCAAGUGCACAUUCAGAACGAUGGGCCUGUGACCAUAGAACUGGAAUCCCCAGCUCCUGGUGCUGCUACCUCUGACCCAAAGCAGCUGUCAAAGCUUGAAAAACAGCAGCAAAGGAAAGAAAAGACCAGAGCCAAGGGUCCUUCUGAAUCGAGCAAAGAAAGAAACACUCCCCGAAAAGAAGACCGCAGUGCCAGCAGCGGGGCCGAGGGCGACGUGUCCUCUGAACGGGAACCGUAGGCUCGGGUGCUGGAAUUCAGUGUGCUCUCAUUGGACAGAACUGGAUCCUGAAAAAUUCAAGAUGCCAAGCACCUGCACUGCUUCAAGAAUUUGGAACUGAAAUGUGAGCGGGAAGACAGAAAUGAGAAA